AUGUCCCAGACUACAAACCCCAAUAUGCCUGUGAAGGCAGCCGAAGCACGUGUCGGUAGGGAAAACCAACGCUAUAAUCCCGAAAAUGGUGCCCGAAUGAUCGCAGGUUGUAUCUGUCUUGAACAAUCGAAGGAAAAGUGUAUUAUGAUUUCAUCGUCAGCUCACAAGGGCCAAUGGGUGUUUCCCAAAGGAGGAAUUGAACUAGACGAAGGAGACGACUUUAUCAUUAGUGCUGUUCGUGAAACCUGGGAGGAAGCAGGCUGCGAAGGUCGAAUCCUCAAGAAGUUGCCUAUUGUGUACGAUACUAGAGGUGCCAAAGCACCUGUUUUGGAGCAGGGCGAAGACUUUGAUCCACACAAGGUUAUUCCAAAGCUGGAGUUUCACUUUUACGAGAUGUUGGUUGAGCAGCUCAGCCCAGAAUGGCCAGAAAGCAGCAAAAGAGAACGGAAAGAGGGCUGA
Candidozyma duobushaemuli is the source of this 459-nucleotide messenger RNA. Its product is annotated as polyphosphatase. Gene Ontology annotation, molecular function: bis(5'-adenosyl)-pentaphosphatase activity; endopolyphosphatase activity; diphosphoinositol-polyphosphate diphosphatase activity. The coding region runs from base 1 to 459 and encodes 152 amino acids. NCBI's taxonomy places the organism in Eukaryota, Fungi, Ascomycota, Pichiomycetes, Serinales, Metschnikowiaceae. Gene Ontology annotation, biological process: diphosphoinositol polyphosphate metabolic process; diadenosine pentaphosphate catabolic process; adenosine 5'-(hexahydrogen pentaphosphate) catabolic process. Gene Ontology annotation, cellular component: nucleus; cytoplasm. The transcript has 2 exons. The record is from RefSeq and is a predicted model, not a curated record.